Molecule: messenger RNA, 2594 nt
Organism: Dicentrarchus labrax (European seabass)
Lineage: Eukaryota; Metazoa; Chordata; Actinopteri; Moronidae
Gene: tmem235b
Product: transmembrane protein 235b
Exons: 4
Coding region: 476-1102 (208 amino acids)
Cellular component (GO): apical plasma membrane
Source: RefSeq, a predicted model, not a curated record
AAUAAACUGCUUGUUUAGUCCACCAACCUCCUAUACGAUUUAAAGAUGUAUGAGUUAUUAUUCUGUUCCUUUUUAUUUAUUUUGAGCUCAGCAGACUCCCCAUGUCUCCCUAUAUUACUGUCUCCCUCCAUGUCGUGCGUAAACGUGUGCGCCCCGCGAAUAAAUUCAAGUCCCUCCCAGAUAGAAGCUGCUGCUCAUCAGUCAGGCUGUUAACCAUCCUCAGGCAGCUUUGUGACUGGAUUCAUUCAGUCAAGGACAAGUUGAUCUUCAUUCUGUAGAUUUUAACUGCAGCUUCCUCAGGAAAACUUAACAUUAUACUUUUGUAGGUUUUUUUUAAAUUUAUCUCUCCGAAGCUCGUAAUGAGCGCGCCCCCGCCUGAGAGACUGGAUCAACAGUAGAAAAAAAAAGAAAUCCGCGUCCCGCAUGAUUCACAGCCACCACUGUUACGCGAGAAUUAAACCCUCAUCUGUACAGGAUGAAGGUAACCUUUGGCUGUCUGGUGGUCACAGCCGGCAUCUGCGGUAUCCUCAGCUUCGCUUUUUUGGCGACUUCCCUCGGAACCGAGUACUGGUACAUCAUAGAGAUGAAUCCCAUGAACAUGAGCGACUUCGAGGACAUGAGCUCCCACUCGGGACUGUGGAGCAUCAACGAGGGUGGGAAGAUGAAUGCAGACUCUAUUGACUCAUUCACAGCUGACUCCUCCAGAUACUCUGACACUGAGCUGCACAUGCUGAACAUGCACAGUGCUAUAGUGGUGGUGCUUCCCUUCAGCCUGGUCCUGCUGCUGUUUGGUGGUAUCUGUGGGUUGGUCAGCUCCCUAGCUCGUAACCCUGUCCUCCUCACCGGCACAGCCUCCUACUUCUUCAUCUGCAGUCUGCUGACGUUGUCUGGCGUGAGCCUCUACAUCAUCUACUCGCACCAGGCCAUGGCUGAGACGGACAGACUGGUGGGGCCGGAGGGUCUGGCCUAUAUUCACACCUCCUUCGGCUGGUCUCUGGGACUGGCCUGGCUCUCCUACGGCCUGGAGCUCCUCACCGGCAUACUGCUGCUCGUAGCUGCUCGGAAGGCCAAGCUGCAGCACAGCAGUCCCAGCAUGGCCUGACACAAACCUCCACAAUGGAUCGAACACAUUGAGGAUUGGGACUGGGCUGUAGUGAACUGUAUGUGGUGCUGCCAUGUGGUUCUGCCUUUGAACAAGGUGGACAGUAUUAAGGCAUUCACAAAACACAAAGGUUGAACAAAAAAGGUUUUGGACUGUUUUAAAAGGUUGGGUUUUAUAAACGUAAUGUCCUUAAAUCUGCCUCGGAUUGGACAUUUACAUUCUGGUGAUUUAUAGUAAGUGCAGUGGCGGACUACUCGGAGUUAAAUUUGACCAGUCAUGCCCUCUUGUGGUGAGAAUUGUAGUGGCUCCUCAUAUCCACCAACAGGCACGGUGACUGCAGGGUCUGACAUAUAUGACAUGUCAUACUGUAGUCAUAUGUAAUCUGUGCCAAACUCAACUGACAAGCUUACAAUUUAAGAUAAUUUCAUAUUGCUUUUAAUCUAUAGAUACAUUGCAGAUCUUUUCACAUAAACAUAUAUUUUUUAUCAUGCAGAUUCAUUUUAUGCAAGCUGUAUCUGUUUUUUUUUUGUUUAGUAUUCACAUGUGUACAUAUUUUUGUAUUGAAAAUGUGUAAUAAAUGUAUGUUCUAUGUGUCUGCAGUUUACAAAUGUUACACUACUAAAGCAACUUACUGUCUGUGUUUUAAGCCUUGUAGAAGAAUUAAGAGGUAAGAUCACUGUUCCCAUGUUCCUUCAGUACUACUCAACAGUGUCAGUAUUAUACUGUGUUUUUUCAUGGUAACCAGUUACUCUUUAUCUGUUUAAUGAGAAGAUUAUUUUGUCAUGUUCUGAAAUUUUGUUUCUCUGUUUAUGAGUGAUGAUCUUGCUCAUGUUUCCAUCCAGCAUGCUCUCGGACCAUGUAGCGUGGUUAAACCUGAGCAGGUCUUCAAAUUCUCAUAUAUGCUUCUUUCAUAUACUUAAAAAGACUUUCUGGAAAAGAUUUCUUUUCACAUGAAUAUGAUCUGAUGUCUCAAUUUCAUCUAAUAUUCUGAAAUCUCUCUCUUAAAAGAUGUUAUUUUUAAGUAUUUCAACAAAAAUAUUUCUUUCUGUAAGUAUGUGAUUGUUGUCAGUUUAAAUUUGGCCAUUUUCCACAGAGGAAAGACAGAAGCUUCUGAUCACUUUUCGGCACCACAACCAAAUUUUCUCUGCAAGAUUUGAAGAAAGGGAUAAAGUGGAUGCACUUAGACUAAAUUAUGUUCAGGGCUUAAAAUAGCAGCACUGGGAGAUUUGGCUGGAAGGUCAAAGGCAGUUGUGGGCAAAGUGGGAUGUGACCUUUAACACCACUGUAUUCCUGCUGCUGUCACCCAUAGCCGACUGUAUCUUUUCAGAAAAACAGAAACACACACCACCAAUUUUCUUUUCUUUAACGUUCCUAUGGCAACCUAAACAUCUUGUGCAUCCACCCAGACAAAGGAUGAAAAGUGGGUGUGAGAUUGUGCUCUAAACAAGCUCUGCCUCACUGCAGAUAAAUAAAAACAAAAGCAUGUGCAGAA